Molecule: messenger RNA, 2186 nt
Organism: Malus domestica (apple)
Lineage: Eukaryota; Viridiplantae; Streptophyta; Magnoliopsida; Rosales; Rosaceae
Source: RefSeq, a predicted model, not a curated record
UCGAUUCGAAGCUAACACAAUUUGCAAAGGAAUCCAAAGCUCUCUCUCUCUCUCUCUCUCUCUCUUCCUCUCUCAAGUUACUGAAGAAGGAGGCAGUCAAACCAGAGCUUCCUUGAGGUACUGACGAUUCGUUACUCCAAUCAAUUCCGGUUACGGGGAUCUCAGGUUCGGAGGAAACUGUUUUGCGUUUCGAGUUUUGGCAGAUAGUCUGUAGAUGGAAGACAAAACUGAAUAUAAACGAGAAGAAAUUGAAAAGGUUCAAAAGGAAGAACGGUUUAUGGUGAUGAAGACCAAGGAUGUAGAACCAGGCGACCUGAAGGAGGAGAAGACUGAAGUGGAACUUGAAUCUAAGACCAAGUCAGUGGUAAAAGAAAAGUCGAAACAUGAAAAGGAUGAGGAUAAACAUAAGGAUGCAGACGAGGAGAAAUCGAAGAAGAAGGAUAAAGACAUAACGAAGAAGGAAAAGAAGAAAGAGAAGGAUAAUGAAGCGGGAGAGAGUGAAGAAGAUAAAAAGGAGGACAAGGAAGAGAAGAAGAAAAAGAACAAGGAGAAGAACGAAGAUAAAGAAGAUGAUAUAGAAGGGGGAGAAAAAGAGAAAAAGAAGAAGGAUAAGAAGGACAAAGGUAAAGAUUUAGAGGAAGGGGAAAAGGUGGAUGAUGAAAAAGAAGGGAAGAAGAAGGAGAAGAAAGACAAGGAUGAGGAAAACGACGGUGAUGAUAAGAAAAAAGGAAAGAAGAAGAAAGACGAGGAUGAGAAAAAGAAGAAACACAAGGGCGAUGAUGAAAAAGAGAAGAAGAGCGAUGAGGUAAAAGGUGACUACGAUAAAAAAGAAGGGGAGAAGAAGGAGAAGGAUGAUAAAAAGAAGAAACACAAGGAUGGUGGUGAUGAAAAAGAGAAGAAGAGCGAUGAACAAAAAGAUGACAAAAAAGAAGGAAAGAAGAAGAAAGACAAGGAGGACAAAAAGAAGAAACACAAAAAUGAAGAGGAUGAGGAGGAGGUCAAGGCUGAAGUUACUUCCAGGGAGAUUGACAUUGAAGAUAAUGUAAAGGAAUCAAAGGGUGAAGCAGAGGAGACGCGUAAGGAUGAAGGAAAGGACGAUAAAAAGAAGAAACACAAGGGCGGUGAUGAUGAAACAGAGAAGAAGAGUGAUGAGGUAAAAGGUGACGAUGAUAAAAAAGAAGGGGAGAAGAAGAAAGACGAUAAAAAGAAGAAACACAAGGGUGGUGAUGGCGAAAAGGAGAAGAGUGAUGAAGUAAAAGGUGACGGCAAUAAAAAAGAAGGGGAGAAGAAGAAAGACAAGGAUGAUAAAAAGAAGAAACACAAAUACGGUGAUGAUGAAAAAGAGAAGAAGAGCGAUGAGCAAAAAGAUGACAAAAAAGAAGGAAAGAAGAAGAAAGACAAGGAGGACAAAAAGAAGAAACACAAAAAUGAAGAGGAUGAGGAGGAGGUCAAGGCUGAAGUUACUUCCAGGGAGAUUGACACUCAAGAAAAUGUAAAGGAAUCAAAGUGUGAAGUAGAGGAGGAGACGCAGAAAGAUGAAGGAAAGGAGGGUAAAGAGAAGAAAGAUAAAGAGAAAAAGGUGAAGGGGGAGAAGGGGGAGAAGGGCGAGAAGAAAAGGAAAGUCGAUAAAAAGGACAAAGGCAGUGAUGUUGUAAAGCUGAAACAGAAGCUAGAGAAGAUCAAUGGCAAAAUAGAAGGCCUACUUGAGACAAAGUCAGACAUCAUGAGGCAGAUAAAAGAAGCCGAAAGUGCAAGCCCCACUGUUGCUGAGAAGCCCACAGAAGCAGCAGCAUAGCAAUCUUUGGUAGCGCAUUUCACCUCUCUAUACUAUGGUCAAUACUUCGUGUUUGAUAUUACUUGAAUAAAGUGUUCCUGGUAACGAAUAAACGUAAUCUGUUAGUGUGGUUUUCUUAUGUUGUGCAAUUUAGAAGUGAUCCAUGUGUAAACUGAUGUUUUGUGUGGACACCUCACAUUUCGGUGGGUGUUAGGGCAGCGGAAUAUGUACCAGAGGAAACCCAGUAAGCUGGAGUGGGUUGGUAUGUGUAUCAACUUACAGGACUAUGAUGGGAGGUUUCGGUAGGAUGUAAAUUACUUGAAAUUUUGUUUUGCUUGUAAACAAAGAGGCUGUAUAACUUUUUAUAUGAAAUUACAAAUUACAGUUGUAUGCAUGUGAUAUUUUCUCUGUA